Messenger RNA from Naegleria lovaniensis, 2547 nucleotides. RefSeq lists its product as uncharacterized. The record is from RefSeq and is a predicted model, not a curated record. The transcript has a single exon. Gene Ontology annotation, biological process: protein phosphorylation. Lineage: Eukaryota; Heterolobosea; Eutetramitea; Acrasida; Naegleriidae. Gene Ontology annotation, molecular function: protein kinase activity; ATP binding. The coding region runs from base 1 to 2547 and encodes 848 amino acids.
AUGACACUCAACCUCGGCCGAGAACAAUCAUUUUGUGAUCGGAUUUCAGCAUCGUCAUCAUUACGGAAAUUUAGUUCUGUUGACACCAUCAUCCUUCAUCUCCAUGACCUUCGAAGGUAUCGUAAUCAUUACGACUUUACGACAUGGUCCUCAACCAUGACCCACACUCUAUUGCCAAGAUUAUUGAUUCUUACAUUUGCCAUCUCUUUUCUUUUUUCACAUUUCAUUUCAUUCACACAAGCAAAAGUCAUUCUACACACCUCAGGUUCUACAUUCUCUUCAUUUGCAAAUCAAAAUUUAAAAACAAUUUAUACUAAUGAUGAUUCACAUCCAAAUUCAAUGGAAUACAAUGAACAAUUAGACUCCAUGAAUGCUUUUCAAAAAUUAAUGACAACUGACGUGGUUAUGAGUGAUGUGAAUAUUCCGCAAGUAUUUUCAAAUGGCGUUUAUCAUUCACAACCACUACCCAUCAAUGGCACGAGUUGUGUGCAAAAUAUGUUUGGUGUGUUGGUAUGGUGUGUCCAUUCACAAUUUUCUACCACAACCAUUUCACAAAUUAAUUUAUCACUCGACACAUUGGUACAAAUUUAUGAUGGAACAGUGAGAUAUUGGAAUGAUUCGAGAAUUAAGAGUGAGAAUCCAUCACUCGCUUCUCAAUUACCAUUUACUGAAAUUAAGGUAUUGUCUCGUUCUGGAUCGAGUGGUACAAGUUUCAAUGUUUUGAAUUAUUUAGCGAGGGUGAAUUCGGACUUUGAAAACAAGUAUCAAAUACUGUCCAAACCAACGUUCAAUAUGAGACAAGUUUUGAAUGUAACAAACAUUAUGGUGGACAUUCCAACCAAUAGAGAAAUGAUUCGAUAUGUCAAUUCCAUGGAAGGUGCACUUGGUUAUACAAGUUUAAAUGCCUAUGACAACAUGCCCAGUACUCAAAAAUCCAAAGUAGUUUUAGUGAAUGUGCUUGUCAAUGGUAUUUCAAUUUCUCCAAAUGUAGAAAACGUCAAGUCCACCAUUUCCAAAUACGACUCAAAGAUACUCACUUCCUCAUCUAUCUUUUCACAAAGUCUGAAAAUUGCACAAUCCACAUCUUCCUCUUCAUUGUACUAUCCUUUCAUUACUUUUACAUAUUGGUGUGUCAAGACAUCCUAUUCCAUUACAGAAGAAGGUGCUGCUAUUUUACAAUUUAUUUUAAAUUCAUAUCGAGUCAUGGAUUCUGAAUUUAAAGUGACCAUCUCACAGUCAUCCUCCACACUGAAUGAUGAUGACAUGAUCAUUACAAGUCUCACUUGGAAUACUGCUCAAACUCAUUUUUCAAUGAAAAAGAAUCAACUUGAAGAUGUAUUAUACAUGAGUGGAACAUUUGCAAUCAUGACAGCAUUAUCAUCCACUAACUUUAAAACAUUGAGUGCUGUAAUGAUGUGUGAAAACAAAAAGUGUUCCUCGUUUCUUCAAAAUAUUUCUACACCCGCAACUUCUCCAUUUGAGUUAUUUUUAUAUAUUGCCAUUCCAAUUAUCAGUGUAUUGGUUCUUUCUAUCGUUGUGAUUGUCAUUGGAAUUAUUUCUUAUUGCAUGGUGAAAAGAAGAAACCUUAAAACACCAUCUCAAUUGAAUCAACAAUUAUUGGAUGAUUUUGAACCACAUCAACAAGAUUCAGCUUCAACCUAUACCUAUACUCCAAAAUUAUUUGAAUAUGAUCAAUUGAAAAGUACAAUCAAAGCAGAGGAAUUGACAUUGGAUGAACAAAUUGGAAGUGGAUCAUUCAGUGAAGUUUAUAAAGGUCGAUGGCUGGGUGCGAUGGUUGCUGUGAAACGUUUCAUGAUUAAUCAUCAUGUUGAGAGUGAAGAAGUGAUACAAGAUUUUAUUAAGGAAUCCAAAUUAAUGUCCAAAUUGAGACAUCCCAAUGUGGUACAAUUUUUAGGAGUUUGUGUUCAAAUGCCACACUUGUAUAUGGUCACUGAAUUUUGUGAACGAGGAAAUUUACAACACAUACUCAAAGAUAAGAAAAUCAAAUUAUCUCUUAGAAAAACAAUUUCAUUGGCUCUAGAUGCUGCUCGUGGAAUGUUCUAUCUCCACAGUAAUAACCCUCCAAUCGUUCAUCGAGAUUUUAAGAGUGCCAAUUUAUUGGUUGAUAAGAAUUGGUCUGUGAAAGUUGCUGAUUUUGGAAUGAGUCGAAUUCUUGACUCACAGCAACAAAUGACAGUUUGUGGAACAGCUGAAACUUGUGCUCCUGAAGUGUUAAAACGAAGCAUGUACACCGAGAAGGCAGAUGUUUAUUCUUAUGGAAUUGUUUUGUGGGAAUUAUUUACAAGAGGUCAAUUAUAUCCUGGUUUGGGAUUUUAUGAAUUAUCUUCUCGAGUGGUCAAUGAAGGACUGCGACCUGACCUAACAGGACCACGCUUCACAGAAGGGCAUAUUCCAAAAGAAAUUGUUAACAUUAUGACACAAUGUUGGGAUGAAGAUCCAAAUGUGAGACCUGACUUUGGAAGAAUUGUUGAAGUUUUGGAAGAACAAUUAGAGAUUGAAUUGGAAAGAAGUGAAAAAUCAAAAUAA